AUGUCUACCAACGGCGACGUCGAGCGCGAUGCCGGCUCGCGCCGCGCCUCCCGAUUCUCCAGCCGGUCCGCCCGGUCAGACACGAAACUCGACGAGUACACCCGGCUGGUGAAGUUCAUGUCUACGUACCGCGAGAAAGAUGCGAAUGAUCCCGGGGAGGGAGAGAUCCGCGAAAGUCGCGUGUGGUAUGCGCCGUGGAAGAAGAGAAGGUUUCGCUGGAAGCAUGUUGGCUCGUCGCGCGAGUUUCCAGAGGAGUGGCGCCUGACUGAUAUUCAUCAUGGAUUAUCGGAGUCGGACGUGGAGACGAGGAGGCGGUCAGCAGGGUUUAAUGAGCUGAGCUCGGAGAAGGAGAAUCCGGUUGCGAGGUUGCUGUCGUAUUUCCAGGGACCAAUUCUAUAUGUCAUGGAGAUUGCCAUUCUACUUGCUGCGGGUUUGAAGGACUGGAUUGACUUUGGUGUUAUCAUCGGUAUUCUGUGCCUGAACGCGGCAGUUGGUUGGUAUCAGGAGAAGCAGGCUGAGGAUGUGGUUGCUAGUCUGAAGGCCGACAUUGCAAUGCGCAGUACUGUUGUGCGUGGUGGGGAGGAGCAGGAUAUCCUGGCACGGGAACUGGUUCCUGGCGACGUGAUCAUCGUUGAAGAAGGCCAGACCGUCCCUGCCGAUGCAAAGGUCAUCUGUGACUACGAUGAACCCGACCAAGGGUGGAGCGAUUACCAAAGACUGCGGGACGAAGGAAAAUUUGAAAAGGACGCCGAAAAGUCCAACGACGAGGGAGGGGAGGAAGAGUCUGACGACGAUGAGAAGGGCUAUCCUAUCCUGGCCUGCGAUCAUUCUGCUAUUACUGGAGAGUCUCUUGCCGUCGAUCGAUUCGUUGGUGACCAAGUUUUCUACACAACAGGAUGCAAGCGUGGAAAAGCCUAUGCAGUCGUCCAAGCCACUGGGACGAAGUCCUUCGUUGGUCGCACUGCUUCAAUGGUGCAGAAUGCAAAGGAUACCGGCCACUUCAAGAUGGUCAUGGAUAGCAUUGGAACUGCCUUGCUGGUAAUUGUCAUGGCCUGGCUGCUGGCAGUCUGGAUUGGUGGCUUCUUCAGAAACAUCCCCAUUGCCUCGCCUGGUGAACAAACUCUUCUUUUCUAUACCCUGUCUAUCCUGAUCAUCGGGGUCCCUGUCGGUCUGCCUGUUGUUACAACUACCACCUUGGCGGUCGGUGCGGCUUACCUGGCGAACAAGAAGGCUAUCGUCCAGAAACUGACUGCUAUCGAGUCGCUUGCUGGUGUCGAUAUUCUUUGCUCCGACAAAACCGGAACCCUGACCGCUAACCGCCUCAGCAUCCGGGAACCUUUCGUAUCCGAAGGAGUCGACGUUAACUGGAUGUUCGCAGUCGCUGCUCUCGCUUCUUCCCAUAAUGUGCGCUCGCUCGACCCCAUUGACAAGGUGACCAUCCUCUCGGUCAACCAAUACCCCAAGGCAAAGGAGAUCCUCCAACAAGGGUGGAAAACCGAGAACUUCACCCCAUUUGACCCGGUCUCGAAACGAAUCGUUGCGAAUGUCUCCCUUAACGGAACCCGCUACACUUGCACGAAAGGAGCGCCUAAAGCAGUCUUAUCAUUAACCAACUGCUCAGAAGAAACUGCAAGAAUGUACAGACAGAAAGCAACUGAAUUUGCACAGCGUGGCUUCCGGUCGCUUGGUGUGGCUGUUCAGAAAGAGGGGGAAGAGUGGACCUUGUUAGGCAUGCUGCCUAUGUUUGAUCCCCCUCGUGAUGACACUGCUCAAACAAUUGCUGAGGCACAGAAGCUAGGCAUCAAGGUCAAAAUGCUUACUGGAGAUGCUAUUGCUAUUGCAAAGGAGACGUGCAAAAUGCUGGCUCUGGGCACGAAGGUCUAUAACUCGGAGAAAUUGAUCAGUGGUGGUCUCAGCGGCGCCAUGGCUGGUGAGCUGGUAGAGAAAGCAGAUGGAUUCGCAGAGGUCUUCCCAGAACACAAAUACCAAGUUGUUGAGAUGCUGCAGGAUCGUGGUCAUCUUACAGCCAUGACUGGAGAUGGUGUCAAUGAUGCGCCGUCUUUGAAGAAAGCAGAUUGUGGUAUCGCGGUCGAGGGUGCCUCAGAGGCCGCGCAAUCUGCAUCGGACAUUGUGUUCCUAGAGCCAGGGCUUUCAACUAUCAUCGAUUCCAUCAAGGUCGCCCGCCAAAUCUUCCACCGCAUGAAAGCUUAUAUCCAAUACCGAAUCGCCCUCUGUCUACACCUAGAAAUCUACCUCGUAACGACAAUGAUUAUCCUGAACGAAAGCAUCCGUACCGACCUCGUCGUCUUCCUAGCCCUCUUCGCCGACGUCGCCACCGUUGCAGUCGCCUACGACAACGCCUCCUACGAGCUCCGCCCUGUGCAAUGGCAACUGCCAAAAAUAUGGGUUAUUUCCGUCAUCCUCGGCAUCCUCCUCGCAGCAGGAACGUGGGUAAUCCGGGGCACACUCUUCCUCCCUGACGGCGGCAUCGUCCAAAACUGGGGCUCGAUCCAAGAAAUUAUCUUCUUGGAAGUCGCUUUAACAGAGAACUGGCUAAUUUUCGUGACCCGCGGAAGCUCCACAUGGCCAUCUCUACCUCUAGUGGCAGCCAUUCUGGGUGUCGACAUACUUGCUACUAUUUUCUGUCUGUUCGGAUGGUUCUCCAACCGCGAUAUGGUUACUGAUCCGUAUGAUCAGUAUAUCAGCAAGGAGACGAGCAAUGGGUGGACGGAUAUUGUGACUGUUGUGCGGUUGUGGGGUUACUGCAUUGGUGUAGAGAUUGUGAUUGCGUUGGUGUAUUACGUUUCGAACAAGAUUGCCUGGUUGGAUAAUCUGGGCAGGAGCAGACAGAGUAAAGGGGAUGUGGCUAUUGGAAAUGUGCUUGCUCACAUGGCUAACCUGUCGUUGGAGUUCGAAAGGGGUGAAGAUGGCAAUGGGAGGGUCUUUUUGGCUUCGGGUAAGGAGGAAGAGGAGGUCGAUUAGGUGUGUCACGGUGCUGAUGUGGUUGGUGGUGUGAUGGUAAGAUGUUGUCGAG
Molecule: messenger RNA, 3034 nt
Organism: Aspergillus welwitschiae
Lineage: Eukaryota; Fungi; Ascomycota; Eurotiomycetes; Eurotiales; Aspergillaceae
Product: E1-E2 ATPase-domain-containing protein
Exons: 5
Coding region: 1-2982 (993 amino acids)
Biological process (GO): regulation of intracellular pH; proton export across plasma membrane
Cellular component (GO): plasma membrane
Molecular function (GO): P-type proton-exporting transporter activity; ATP hydrolysis activity; ATP binding
Source: RefSeq, a predicted model, not a curated record